Porites lobata is the source of this 3282-nucleotide messenger RNA. NCBI's taxonomy places the organism in Eukaryota, Metazoa, Cnidaria, Anthozoa, Scleractinia, Poritidae. The record is from the annotation of a GenBank genome assembly.
ACAUUUUUUUCUAUCGUAGGAUCUGCCUGGGAGUGUCAUCCGGGUUGCAGGAGGUUCUGUCUUUCCUCCUGUAAAAGAAGCUGCUGUGCACCCGGGGCCCCGAAUUACACCCCGGACAUGUUUCCCCAACUUGUCAGUUACCAAGCCUCCCUACCCCCUCCUCCCCCUCCACCUCCAGCAUGCCCUACGGGUUGCCCAUCCACCUGUUAUCCUAGCUGCGACGCAGGUUGCUGUUUUCCCGUUAAUCAAGCUCCAGUUUAUCCUCAGUAUUCAGCUAACCCAUACAGUACUGGAUAUGGGGGAUAUCCCACUGAUCCCUGCGCUGCACAGGAUUGUUCUGCGGAGUGCGCUCCUCUUUGCAAGCCAGGUAAGCAUAGUUAAUAUUCUUCUUUUGUCCGCAGUGUUUCCCCUCUCAUCAGUAUAUCACGCUUUUUGCCUGAGCUGCUAUCCUCUUACUUUUUGUUGAUUAGACUGUUGUCGCUCCCAAGCCUUGAAUUUGAGUAUUCGGCCAGUGUAUUUAGGCAGUAAAGAUUCUCCUGCUACUUCAACUUCUCCUAAGAAGGUCGCAGCCGAAAAGAAACCCCCGCCACCAAAGAAGAAACCUGCCGUAGACCUGAAGAAGCUUGCCGGAAAGACAAACUUUUUGUGUGUACGUCCGUGCCAAAAACUAUGCAAGCCUAUAUGCAAGUAAGUCAUGUACUCCCAAAGUAUAGGAGUAGAUCACAUGCACGCAGGACAAUGAAAUGAACAUUUUAAGGGAAAAUGUCUUAAAAUUUUAAAGAUAACUUUUUUGUGAAAGAUUAAUUGCGCUUAGGUACAAAAUUAUUCUACGACACGACUUUUUAACAUGCAGGUACUAUACUGUCUAAACUGGAAAAAUGUUAAGAUAAAUGUAGAAUCCAUAAUUAUUAUCAUCCUGUGAAUACUUCCCGCCUGUUCACUUCCUGUAGCUGGGGACCACAAAGAGUCCCCAGCACAUGAGGGACAAAAACUAGGCAGCGUUAACUUUUGCAAGCCGUCUGGGCUGUUACUAAGGACCACAGGGAGAAAAUGGGCCCCUAACUGACUGGCAAGUCCUGAGUAACCAUCCCAGAAACAAUUGCGGGACACAUUUCGGCUCCAGCCCCCUUCUCUUUUCUUAAGUGCGCGAGGAGACAAUUAUCUGUAUUGGGCUAUCUCUAGGUGACGCAUUGACAUCUAGAAGAAUCAAAACUCGUAGAAAAUAAUUUGUUAACCGGAAAGCUAUGUCAGUGGUAGUAUUUUCAAAGGGUCAAAUUGAUGCAACCUAUUUCCCGGGGCAAUGGAAGGGGUAUACGAAAUCGUGGCGCCGGCCCCUAGACAUCAUGCCUCUCGUUUUGUAAAGGAAUAUGCAAUAGGGACGAGGUUGAAAUUGAUGCAAGCGUAGACGUUACUUACACACGAAAAACAAUAUGGGCAUAGGUGUUUUACCACUACUGGUAACUUAUCGCCUGUCUCCCGUCACAGAUUUGAAUGCUGUUUGCCGACGUACAAAUUCCAUGACUCUCACCCUGCUCCGAAAAAGCCUGCUAAAGAUCAUCAUGUCAAACCUGUCGCCUCACCUCAGAGGGUACCAGUCCCCAAACUGGCCUCUCCACCGGAGCCAACAGAAGGACCGGCGGCGCAGGACCUGCAACCACCUUCACCUUAUGCAGGUGGAUACCAAAAUCCGGAUCCAGCAGCAGCGAUGAUGGCACCCCCUGCGGGUAAAGUAUAACCAAGAAAGCCCCUGGUAUAAUUUUGUAUUUUUACCUCCCACAAGCAACCAUAGAGAAGGUCCCAAAAUAGUGCUUUCUUUUCACCCCCGCAAAAUGUUUUUCGUACAUUUUCGAUUCUUUUUUAUCGAGAUAUCUCGAAACACGAAUUACGUUAACUUUUCAAAGUAUCUUUCGUACAGAUGCUUACAGACUGGAGUCCAUAUUAGAUCAUUUUUAGAAACCCAGGGGCAAACAAUCGGAAGAAAAGAGGUAUACCUUUCGGGCCAGAAGUUCCAGGAAAAUCUGGAUGGCUUUUUAUAUUGAGUCAGAAUUAUAGAUUUUUUUGACAUCAAAGAAUUGAAAUGCGACUCACCUUUCUUACUCUUGUUCGAUUUCUAAUCCUUACCUUAAAUUAAGCCAAUCCUCUGGAUAUGUCGAAAACUUGCAGGGACACUCUAAAUCAAGAGACAUGUUAUGUAGAUCUAACUUGAAAGCUCUGCAUGAUACCGUUUACUUUUCAGUAUUUUAUAAAUAACACUAUUUUGCGAUAUCUUUUCUUUAACGGCGAUUGUUGGCAUGCACAUUCUUCAGUCGUGACAGGACUUCUCCUAGACUCAUUGCAUCACCUAAUUAACUAACUGUAAACGAUCUCCUCCUUCAGAGCCGACAUGUCCAGGUGCCUGCCCAACGUCGUGUGCCCCAUCUUGUGAUUUCUCCUGUUGUUCCUCUUACAUGACACCACAACCCCAAACAGUUGCCCCAGUGCCUCCUCAGCAAGGCUUCCCUUAUGGAGCAGUGCCACCAAAUCCUAUGGUGAGCAAUACUAAUUAUGUGGUAAGUAAUACAAAUCCUAUAGUAAGUAAUAUUAUUUCUAUGGUGAUCAACACAAAGCCUAUGGUGAGUACUACUAAUUCCAUGUCAAGUAAUACUAAUCCCAUGGUGAUCAACACUAAGCCUAUGGUGAGUAAUACUAAUCCCAUGGCAAGUAAUACUAAUCCUAUGGAAAGUAAUACUAAUCACAUGGUAAGUAAUACUAAUCAUAUGGUAAGUAAUACAAAUCCUAUAGCAAGUAAUAUUAAUCCUAUAGUGAUCAACACUAAUCCUAUGGUAAGUAAUACUACUCCCAUGGUGAUCAAUACCACUCCUAUGUUAACAAAUAAUAAUGAUAUGGUAAGUAAUACUAAUCCUAUAGUAAGUAAUGCGAGGUUCCAUUUGCUGGGACAAAGAAACCAGCCCUAAAUGUAAAAUAAGUAACUCUUGACCAACGUUCAAGUGAUGCUUGUAUGAAUUUGGUUUUAUAUUUCUACUUGCGUUGUAACUAUUUAUUCACUUCUGUGGGGGGUGUUUGUUAAAUUUCUUUCAAACUUUAAUAUGUCCCUCUUUAUUGUAGGCUCCAAAUCCAGUCCCCCAGGCUCCACCCUCCCCAGGUCUCGCUCCUCUAAGCUGUCCAGGACAGUCGUGCCCAGACUCGUGCGCCCCAUUGUGUUCGCCAAGCUGUUGCGCGGGAAUUAGCCGCAUGCUUCCAGCAAACUGGGACAAGAGAAACAACGUGCCUCGAGCGGCCUAA